AUGAAGCUGCUGAAGCCGAGCUGGGUGAGCCACAACGGCAAGCCCAUAUUUUCCGUUGACAUCCACCCUGAUGGGACAAAAUUUGCAACCGGGGGCCAAGGAGAGGAUUCGGGCAAGGUGAUGAUCUGGAACAUGGCGCCAGUCCUUAGAGAGGAGGAUGAGAAGAAUGAGAAUAUUCCCAAAAUGCUUUGCCAGAUGGACAAUCACCUAGCUUGUGUGAACUGUGUGCGCUGGUCCAACAACGGGCUGUACCUGGCAUCAGGAGGAGACGACAAGCUGGUCAUGGUGUGGAAGAGAGCUGCAUUCAUCGGUCCGAGCACAGUGUUCGGGUCGAGCAGUAAGCUGGCCAACGUGGAGCAGUGGAGGUGUGUCACCAUCCUGAGGAACCACACCGGAGAUGUGAUGGACGUGGCGUGGUCUCCUCAUGACGUGUGGCUGGCCUCCUGCAGCGUGGACAACACCAUCGUCAUCUGGAACGCUCGCAAAUUUCCAGAGAUGGUGACAUGUCUGCGAGGACACACUGGGCUGGUUAAAGGUCUGACGUGGGACCCGGUGGGGAAAUACAUCGCCUCUCAGGCCGACGACCACAGCCUCAGAGUGUGGAGGACAAUGGACUGGCAGAUGGAGGCCAACGUCACCAAACCCUUCAGCGAGUGUGGUGGGACGACCCACGUCCUGCGUCUGUCCUGGUCUCCAGACGGUCAGUAUCUGGUGUCGGCUCACGCCAUGAACAACUCCGGUCCCACCGCUCAGAUUGUGGAGAGAGAUGGCUGGAAAACGAAUAUGGACUUCGUCGGCCACCGUAAAGCUGUCACAGUGGUGAAAUUUAACCCAAAGAUCUUUAAGAAGAAGCAGAAAAACGGCAGCGCUCAAAAACCCGGGUGUCCGUACUGCUGCUGCGCUGUUGGCAGCAAAGACCGGUCGCUCUCCGUCUGGCUGACCUCUCUGAAGCGCCCUCUGGUGGUCAUCCAUGAUCUGUUUGAUAAAUCGAUUAUGGACAUAUCCUGGACUCUGACAGGUCUGGGGAUGUUGGUGUGUUCGAUGGACGGCACUGUGGCCUACCUGGACUUCUCACUGGAUGAACUGGGAGACCCGCUAAACGAGGAGGAGAAGAACAGCAUCCAUCAGAACAUCUACGGUAAGAGUCUGGCUAUAACCAGCACAGAGGCUCAGCUCUCCACCACCAUCAUCGAGAACCCUGAGAUGCUCAAAUACCAGCAGGAGCGCCAGAACUCAAUCCAGGCCAACUCAGGACUGGGCAGCGCCGGGCCUGAAUCCUCGGCCCCUAAACUCAACAGCAUGAUGAACGGAGAGUCUCUCGAGGACAUCAGGAAGACCCUCCUGAAGAAACAGGUUGAGACGAGAACUGCAGACGGACGAAGACGAAUCACACCGCUCUGCAUUGCUCAGCUGGACACCGGGGAUUUCUCUCCCGCUCUGUUCAACAGCGCUCCCAUCCUGCCGUCGGGCUCCUCCAUGUCCAACCAGCUCACCUCCCAGCUCAGCUCAGACUCCAGCCCAGGACAGGCCUCUUCUCUGGGGCUUCGGCCCAUCCACGACCCCAUGCUCACCUCGCCUCCACCCAACAGCGCCACAAAGGGCCUGGAGGACGGUCUGAAGUCCAGUCUGCUGCUCACUUCUGCCUCCAAGAUCGAGCCGAUGAAAGCUUUGGACUCAAGGUUCACAGAGAGGUCAAAGGCCACAACGGGGGUCACAGCCGUCAUAUCCUCCAUCUCUGGACUCAUGCCUCUGGACAGCAGGCCCAAAGACGGCCUCUCCUCUCUGAAAGACAUGAAAUCCAAAGACGACACCAGCAGCGACAGCGAAGACAAAAUGGCCUCGAUCAACAAAAACCUGAUGUUGGGCAAGAGGAAACCCGAGCUGCUGAUAGAUGCAGGAGAGGUGGUGGAGAAGAGGAAGAAGGGACGGCCCAGGAAAGACAAGAUGGCUGCACCCACCGCCCAACCAUUCACUCAGAUGACUCCCACCGCAGAGCGGGAGCCAAGCAGGGUGGCAGCUCCUCCACCUCCUGUAGCUGCUCUCAAACUGCCAACACCCAGUAUAAAGAAGACCUUCAGUCUGCAGGUAAGCAUGGAACCAUCUAUGUUCCUGGAGGUGGAGAACGAGGUGUCGGUAGUUGCGGGUUCAAAGCUCAGCCAGCUGCGAUGCUCCAGAGACGGACGGGACUGGAACACACUGCUGCCCAGCUCAGUGAUCACUGCUGCAGGGAGCAGUGACAUCCUCGCCGUUGCCUGUCAGGACAGGAUGUUGUCAGUGUUCUCUUCCUGUGGGCGGCGGCUGCUCCCUGCCAUUCAGCUGGCCACGCCUGUGUCAGCUCUGCACUGCUCGGCCCACUUUGUCAUGGCUCUGACGGCUGGGGCUGCGCUGUCUGUCUGGGAUGUUCAUAAACAAAAGGCUCUGGUGAAGAACGAGUCUCUGCUGAGCAUUUUACCAGGGGCUGACACCACAGUGUCUCAGUCUCUGCUGACCCAGCAGGGCGUUCCAGUCGUUGGACUCUCCAACGGAAAGUCCUACUGCUUCAGCUCCUCACUGGAGACAUGGACGUUAAUAGCGGAUAAAGGAGACUCUAUGGUCCAGUGUGCUGACUUCAGGAGCUGCCUACCUACCCAGGAUGCACCUGUGUCCUCAGGGCCACUGGCUGUCAUGCAGGGACGCAACCUCAAUGCUGGUCGGCUGGCGUCCCGCCUCUCCUCCACCCCUCACCACCUGCAGCAGAGCAUGACGUUGGCCUUCCUGGAGAAUCAGCUGGCGUCUGCUCUGACUUUGCAGUCAGCACAGGAGUAUCGCUACUGGCUGCUCAUCUACACCCGUUUCCUUGUCAACGAAGGUUCAGAGUUUCGUCUCCGAGAACUCUGCAAGGAGCUGCUCGGUCCCGUCCACAAAUCAGCAGCGACAGCCUGGGAGCCCACCACUCUGGGUCUACGUAAGCGCGAGUUGUUGCGGGAAGUCUUACCUGUCAUCGUUGAAAACCUGCGAUUCCAGAGACUGUUCACCGAAUACCAGGACCAGCUGGAGCUACUGCGCAACAAAUAACACACACUGCUGCCCACACACACACACACACUGACAACACACAUGCCUGGACUCAUCAUGAAACCAGUUUGGUUCUUCCAGUUCGACUCGGGUGAACUCUGACUGCUUAUCGUCAACUGAAGAAGCUUGAAAUGCUGUUUGGGCUGAAAGCUGCAAAACAGAAAAACUUCAUUCACGGCGAGUCCACAGCUUUCAAAGUUUGGGGACUUUCAGUGCUGUCGCUCACUGGGAAGAAGUGGCGGGUGCUUUGGAUUUUUUUCUUCUAAUCACAAUCUUAGUUCCAACUCACGUGUUCUGUCGGUUUUUGUUUUUUUUUAACCUAUGCACCUCUCUCCUGCUCCUUGAACUAAAACAUAUUUAAUUAAGAGAGGUUGUGUUACAAAUGUUGCUGGUUGGAUCCCUGCAGCGCGAUACAUCUUUCUCAAGUCUGUUUCUCUCCUCCGAGAGAGUGAGCAGAGGUGAGACAGUGAAAAAGGAAAUAGAAUAAAUCAAAAUGGAUGUAAAGGAGCAAUAUGCUUGUACCAAAGUGAUGCCUUCAAGUGUAAAAAUAACCACACAACUCUAUCUGCAAAGUGAAGGAAAUGAAGGGCAUCAUUAAAAAAAGGUUCAAAUGGGUUUUUAAAGGCUGAUGGGCGAAGUUUUCUGAGUGUUCUGGCUGAAGAAAAUGCCAAUGCCAACAUUUGAAGUCACAGGUCACCGCGAAGAAGAUAAUCAAACUUAUGACACCACUGGAAAUGUAAUGGUAUAUUCAGAGAUACAGGAUGGACCUCGAUUUUUAAGGGAUGCCUUUUUUGCAGCUAAUCCUAACCUAUGAGAGCAUUCGCUCCAGUCAGAGCACUUCAAGCAUGUAAGAGUAGAAAAAUGUGCACAAAGCGCUGCAGAAUUUACGGUGGCCGACGACCGCCCAAAACGAUGCAAUAAAAAAAACACAAAUGUGCCAAAACACGCGCAAAUUAAAAAAUAUCUUCACCAAGUUGACGAAACGUGCGCAGCAUUUACUAAAAGCACUGCAUAAAAGAAACGCUGCAAAUAAAAACAAUGUAAGAAGCUCAAAACACAACAGAAACGGGGACACUAAAAAGUGAUGCACACAGCUGGGACCAGAGCACACAGUCACAGUUGGCACACUGUGACUGGAAACUUACCUCAAAUGUACAUUGUAUUGGCUUGUUUAAAAAAUGCGAUCCCAGGAAUCCUUCUGAUAUUAUUGCUGAUCUGCUGUCAGCUAGCUAGCCUAGCUAACAUAUAGCUAACCUAGCUAGCCUAGCUAACGUAUAGCUAACCUAGUCAUUUCAUUUAUACUGACAAAACACUUACAAUCGUGAAACAGGCCAACUCAGCCAACAGUGACAGUUGGCCAACUUUAUGAUCCCAGAACAUCAACAAGUGCUCCGGUCCCAGCGCUGCGUCACUUUUGAGUGUCCCUGUUUUCGUUGUGUUUUGAGCUUCUUCCUGCAUUUAGUUUGAGCAGCUUUUUGAGUAAACACUGCUCAUGUCUUGUCAAGUUGAUGAAGAUGUUUCUUCAUGUGUUUUGGCUCAUUUGUGUUUUUAUUUGCAUCGCUUUUGAGCCCAUUUCUCCUAAUGGAAGUGUAGCGUAGGUCGACCACCGUAGCAUUUAGACUAAAGAAACUAAACACAAGUAAGGAAACACGAUGGCAGUGCCGGAAUCCAUUUUCACAUCUUAUCUGCAACAAAGGUAGACGGAAGUACAAGCUUUGGGUGCAAGUUAGCAUUAUUUGAAAUAACUAAAUGUUUCACACAUUGUUAUCUUUGCUUUUUACCUCAACUUUAUAAGCACCUAAUCAAGAUUAUACAUUUAGAUUAUUUGUCAAAGAAAAAGCAUUUAACAUGAGUGCAUAAAAAGUCCUAUUUGUAUUGUGUUGGCUGAAUGAAUGUAGAUCUACAGGCGUAACCAUUACUUAACCUCCAUGAAGUCUGAGAAUAAAUCAUAUUUACUGUGGACUUAGAAAAAGAAAUUGGCUGAAUUGCUCAGCAAGGUGGGAAUGAAGUACACACAGGUUUAACAAAAGCUCGACAAUGAAUCUAGUAAAGUGAACUCGUGCCAACGUUACAUCCGUACAUAAUUAUUGUAAAUAUCAGCAGCUGCCUGAGGACAUUUGCUGAUGAGCAGGAAAGACUCAUUUGUGCAGAUCUUCAAGGCAUAUCAUGUGUAUGAAACGGAUCUUUGGGGUAAUAAAAAAUCCCUCGUGUGUCAGAUUCACGACAUCCGAUUUAGCUUUUGUUCCCCCUCCCCCCAAAAAAGGCUAAUAUGAUCCACUUUUUGAACGGCUGUGACCAGACAUGGUGAACGGAUAAUGUUAUAUAUAUAUAUUUUGGUCUGUUUCACUUCCUGUAUCUCGUAAAUACCCCAAGUCUAAUUGCUGCACCAUUGGUUUACAUGUUCUCUCUGUUGCCGGGCAAGAAACACCCCAAAAAUGUUUUUCAGGACAGACAGAGGGAUUUUCUUUUGUCUCACAUGCAUUAACUUGACAUUUGUACAGGUUUCAAAAGCACAGCGGUCAUGAAACCUCAUUGGACUUCUCGUGGAUAAAAAGUACUUGUUUAGCCUUUUUUGUCUACCUCUGCCAAUUCAUAUAUAACAGUAGAGAGAGCUUAUGCUCGCUGUAUCUGACAGUGUGGAGACACACAGAGGAAGAAUUCAUCUAUCAAUCUGCACAGCAUUUAUUUUUCCUUCUUUCCUUUUUUUCCCGCUGUAAGUCAUUUUUAAAUGUUUGUACAAGCAAUUUCUUUUUUCAUUUUCUAUAAGAAAAAAAGAAUGAGAAGAGCUGAGUUGUUGCUUUUGAGGAAAGAACUUGAAAAAUAAAUGAGGAACAGUUGGGGUUUGGUAAUUCCCUGAGUGGUGUUUCUUCACUGAAUGUGUGGUGAGAGCCAUUGUUAUACUAGUAAAGCGUAUACCUGGAUCCAAA
Gymnodraco acuticeps is the source of this 5981-nucleotide messenger RNA. Its product is annotated as protein HIRA. NCBI's taxonomy places the organism in Eukaryota, Metazoa, Chordata, Actinopteri, Perciformes, Bathydraconidae. The coding region runs from base 1 to 3054 and encodes 1017 amino acids. Gene Ontology annotation, cellular component: HIR complex; nucleus. Gene Ontology annotation, molecular function: protein binding; nucleosome binding. The record is from RefSeq and is a predicted model, not a curated record. Gene Ontology annotation, biological process: regulation of DNA-templated transcription; chromatin remodeling; DNA-templated transcription. The transcript is spliced from 25 exons.